UACUUUCUUUCUAAAAAUGAGCGCUUGCAUUGUCACGGUGCAUAUGGAGCGUUUUAAGUAAUGACAUAAAACGAUGGUAGGGAGUGGUAUUUAUUUUACAGGGCAAUGGAAGGAGGUUAUUAGGAAAGUAACAAUACUUCAAACAUUUCCUUACCAACAUGGGAAUUUAGAUGAAAGGAAACAAGGUUAAGACUCAUUUAAGACUGUAUCAUUCAGAAAUACAAGAGAAUUGUGAAAGUCAAAGACAAUGUAGGACAAUAGCUUGUUCAACAUACUGCAUAUUAUUUAAAAUAUUCCAUCCAGCAUUCUGGGCUCAGGAGUAGUUCUGACUGUGUCAAUCAUGGCUACAGGAAAUGACACCACUGUCAGCACUUUCACCAUGAACCACUCAACUGAGAUUUCUUCUUUAGAGGAUAUGGAUCUUGAGGAGUUUGACGUUGGAACAGCAGUGGCUUGUGUGAUCCUCAGCCUGUCUUUCCUGAUUGGGGCUCCCGGGAACCUGCUGGUGAUCUGGACUAUCCUGAGACACGUCAGGCAGCAUUCCCACACUGUAGUGCUCAUCUUGCACCUGGCAGCUGCAGACCUGCUGGUCCUCAUCACCUUGCCCCUGUGGAUCUACUCCCUGGUGUACACCUGGGUGUUUGGAGAGGCUUUUUGCAACAUCUUAGUGUACAUUGUCAAUGCAUGCAUGUUCAGCAGCAUCUUCUUCAUAACUCUUAUGAGUGUGGAGCGCUUUCUAGCCAUUUGUCACCCAUUUGUGAUGAUGCGCUGGAAGAUCACAAGCAUUAUGAACCGAUGUCUUGUUUUUUUGUGGCUCCUUGCCUUGCUUCUAGGACUGCCUGCUUUACUGAUCAAUCCUUUGGAUGAAACUGAUGGCAAUGAUCAAUGUUUUUCCAGGGAGUUCCGCUCUGUGACUGAAGUGAUCAUCCUCUUAUGCCUGGAGACCUUGGGAGGCUUUGUUGUCCCUUUUAUCAUUCUUAGUAUCUGUUAUUGUCUAGUAGCUGCACGGCUCAGAAAAAUGCGUUUCAACUCCAAACAGAAAUCCAUGGUUCUUGUCCACACUGUGGUGAUAGCCUUCACUCUGUGCUGGUUGCCUUACCAUAUUAUCAACAUUGUUGAUCUGGUUUGCAUCCUAGGGACAGACACAGAACACGAGUGUGUGCACAAGAGUAUUGUUUAUAGUUCUGGUGCUCUUGUUUUCAUUAGCAGUUCAGUCAAUCCUGUAUUAUACGCGUUCUUUGCGAGAAAUUUACAAGGGAGUCUCGAGGAGUCCCGACUGGUCAGGCUGUUCCAGGAAAUAGCAACUCAUGCUAACAAACUCAGGGAACUGGUAAUACAACAUCAGACAGGCCAGAGGGCAGCAAAUACACAGGUAGAGCUGAUGUCUGACCGUGAAACAAGCACUGAAAUGGUGCUGAUGUGAAAAUGUAAAUUGCGAUAAAAAAAGGAAUAGGGAAGCAAAUACAUCUGUUUUAUUUUCUCUCAGCUUUACCUCAGAUAAUUAAAAAAAACCUUUAUGUUGUAAAAGAGUGCUGACAGCAGAGAUUUGGAUAUGUGUUGCUAUUCAUAUCAUUCAAAUACCAUUCCUUCCCACCCUUGUCUCAGUUUCACCUUGGAUGUCAAUGCAAGCAAACAUAUGAUUGUGAUUGUUAUGCUGAUAAUAAUCUAUUGUUGUAAUUUUAAAUACUGAGAAGUUUAAAGUUUAUGUUUUGCUCCAAUAUUGUGUAUUGUGUUUUGUCUAUGAUAUAGAGCUG
Messenger RNA from Thunnus maccoyii (southern bluefin tuna), 1754 nucleotides. RefSeq names its product leukotriene B4 receptor 1-like. Gene Ontology annotation, biological process: G protein-coupled receptor signaling pathway. The transcript has 2 exons. Bases 341 to 1423 code for a protein of 360 amino acids. The record is from RefSeq and is a predicted model, not a curated record. Gene Ontology annotation, molecular function: G protein-coupled receptor activity. Gene Ontology annotation, cellular component: membrane. Lineage: Eukaryota; Metazoa; Chordata; Actinopteri; Scombriformes; Scombridae.